Molecule: messenger RNA, 1830 nt
Organism: Culex pipiens pallens (northern house mosquito)
Lineage: Eukaryota; Metazoa; Arthropoda; Insecta; Diptera; Culicidae
Exons: 7
Coding region: 115-1791 (558 amino acids)
Biological process (GO): multicellular organism development; proteasome-mediated ubiquitin-dependent protein catabolic process
Cellular component (GO): cytoplasm
Molecular function (GO): ubiquitin conjugating enzyme binding; ubiquitin protein ligase activity
Source: RefSeq, a predicted model, not a curated record
UGAGUCGCGCGAUCGAACGGUUCGGUGCUAUUGGAUUGGAUUAUUUUCGGGCUUGCGAUCGUAUUGAAGACAAGAAGAUCGAAGGGUUGAAGGACUUUCCAACGGGGUUUGAAGAUGGUGGAGACGGCGGUGACGAAGGCGGCAUCGAUGACCAAACUGGCCAUCGGGAAGCCGAGUGAAAUUGUGGUCACACCGGCGCCAAAUGGAACCACCAGCGAUGAUCACUACAAUCCGUCCGUGAGAAUUCUGCACAUUCCGAAGCAGCCGGACGGGUCGUGUGGGUUUCAUCUGUCCCGCAGCAAGUGGGAUCCGUAUCCUUGGGUCAGUGGAGUGGACGAAGAGUCGCCGGCUGAGGUGACCGGAUUGAAGGCCGGUGACUGCGUGCUUGAGGUCAACAACGAGGACGUUCUGGGCAUGCGAAUCGCCGAAGUGGCCGGCAUGGUGCGCUCCAAAACGGACACCGUCACGCUUCUCCUCUGGAGCACCGGCAUGGAACCGACCUGCAACCCGGAAUCCCUGUGCUGCGGCCCGAUGCCCAUCAACCUGGAGCGCCUCUCGGCCAGCAUGCAAACCAUCGUGGCGGCCCUCGAGUGUCCGGUCUGCUUCGACACGAUCCCUCCGCCGGUGUUCCAGUGCCAAAAUGGCCACCUGGUUUGCUCGCGAUGUCGCGUCCGGUCGGAAAAGUGCGCCAUCUGUCGGGAAAAGUACACCGUCGGGAGGUCGCUGCUGGCCGAGCAGGUUUAUCAGUCGAUUACGGAGGCGUUUCAGCUGAGUGAGGGCGGGGACGGGAAGCUGCGGGAACGCCUUUUUGGGGCCAAGUGCAACCGGAAGAGCCGCGCCGGCGGAAGUCCGUUUAAUAGUGAGGGAAAUCUGCCAUCUGGCGGGAAACCGCUGCACUCGCACACGCACAAGUUUCUGGCGAAGAUCAUGGGCAAGGCUUCUUCGGUGGGGAACUUGAGCAAAGCGGCCUGUGGGGAGUCCUGCGGGGGAGAUCUGCAAUCGCUGAAGGGGAAGUCGCUGUCGCUGUCGUCGAGUGAGAUUUUCAACCGCGACAACACGGUGUCCGUUCCCCGCUGCACCUCGGCCAACCGGCUCGCCCCGGAACUGACCAGCUCCUGCAACAGCCUGUCCGCGGUCACAUCGACCACCCCGCGCCGACCAACCUCGUCCCUGUCGUGCAACGUUUCGGCCGAAAGCCUGAGCAGCAUCCCAGAAAACGGUGGCCUCCAGCUGGUGGUGCCAUCUUCCGUCAACGGUCACAAACAGCGAAUCGCCGGAAUUGAACCCGAGUGCAGCUUGUGCUGUCCUUGCGGCGAGUAUUGCAACGAUAAGAUCGGUGCUUCCGAGCUGGACCGGCACGUGACCGAGCGCCACCGGACGCCAAUCAUUUCGUUUGGGACGGCCUCGGCGGAGAUUUCGCUCCCGCCCAGGACACCUGUUGACAACGCCUGUCUGGUGCUGGUGCUGGACGGUCGUAAAUUUUGGCUGAAAUUAAUCUCGGAUCCGAGCUCCAUCGGCGAUAUCUUCAUCUCGGCGCUGUUCCAGGGCGGCGAAGCGGAAAGCCGCAACUACGCGCUCGAGGUGGUCAUCCGGAAAGCCGGCCCCAACCACAUCCUGGGCAAGGAGCUCAUCUCCCGGUCCGAGGUGCACCCGAUGCAGGCCAAAUCGUGGAAUGAUAUUAGCAACAUCCGGAGUGGCGUGUUCUACUCGGCCGACUCCAUCCGGUCUACGUUUGAGCCGGAAACGGAAAUCCUCCUGAAGGCCAGCAUCAAACGGUUGGCAGAUCUGUAGUUUGAAGAGUUUGAUUUUAAUUAUCUUUUUUUUUAUUUA